AGGGAGUCCCAGGCGCAGAAGACGUGAGCUAGACAGUAGUGACCAUGGCAACGAGAGCUGCCUCAGCCUCCUGGAGGGGCCGCUCUCCCUUCCGGCUCCCUCGCAGAGCUGAACCCCGCCAGACUACAGCAGGACUCGGGGCGCGCUGGGUCGUGGGGAGGCCAUGCCCAAGGGGAGGCGGGCCAAUCCCAGCACCGCGCGGGAUGGCGCCUGGUUUGCACAGUCUGGAAAGCUGCAAAUAUUUCCUGAAUCUCUUACAGCCUCUAUGCAAAAACAGAUACUAAAUUUAGAAGCUACUAAUCAAAUCAACAAUAGAUUGCCACAGAUGUACAAAGUUCGGGAGAAGAAACCAGUAAACACAUUUCCAUUUUCAAUCCAUGAUAAUAGACAUUGUUUAUUGAAUGUCGGAGAGUACUUGGAUUCUGGACUAGGACUAAGGAAAUUUCAACGCGAGACAUGCCAACACCAUUCAGAAAGCUACCUUUUUUUGGCCCAUGAACCCAUUCCAAGCAGUACUGACAAGCAUACCAUUUAUCAGACUUCAUUUGUCGAGUAUCCAAAUACCAAGCGGUCCAUUCUGGGGCGAUUUCCCAAAAGCCAUGCAGAUAGGUCCUUUGCUUUAAAUUCUUCAGCUGCAAACGAUUAUCUGUGGUUUUCAAAAGGCCAUGCCAAUCCUAAUAUUUCAGCUCCUGUCAGGCCUGAGAGAAGCUCUCUCUCUGAGCCUCAGCAACUUUUACCUGCUGAACAUUCAACAGAAUAAAUUUUCCAUGUGAAGACGCUACUAAACCACAUUCCAGUGUGGAUUUACAAUAGGCUUUUAAAGAUUAGCAAACACCACCUUUAUCAUUCUACUUUUCCCCCCCUGGAUCUGAAAUUAUUUUAAGAAGCUAAGUGGCAUUAAAGCAACAGGAAUUGGAUGAGUGGUUGCAUUUA
Messenger RNA from Podarcis raffonei (Aeolian wall lizard), 933 nucleotides. It is a transcript of the gene TEX36, whose product is annotated as testis expressed 36. The transcript has 4 exons. The record is from RefSeq and is a predicted model, not a curated record. Lineage: Eukaryota; Metazoa; Chordata; Lepidosauria; Squamata; Lacertidae. Bases 164 to 760 code for a protein of 198 amino acids.